CCUGUCUACUUUCCUCAAAGCUUGUUGUUAGCCAAAGCACCAUAGACCACUGGCAUCCACCGGGAUCCCCUUUAUGUAUCGUUUUCUUCUGCAGCUUGGAUAGUGCUUGUCAAAGUGCUGUAACCCUGGCAGUCAAAGUAGCCACACCUCUCGACUAUAAAACUAGGUCGCAUCAUGAUGGCACAAACCAUCGACUCGCAAUCAGUACGACUGCUGUGUUUUUCUUGUAUCCAUCAUCAUAUCUUGCCUGUCUCUAACGUCCGUCCACCAUGAUUCCCCCGUUUUCCGUCCCUGUCUAUGAACCACUUCCCUACUCUCUUUCGGGUCUCAGCUUCACGCAGCUACCGAUGUGCACACAGCAUUACCUGCUAGAAAUUGCAAAAUUGGUACCUCCUCACGCGCACAAAGUGAACUCUAUUUUGGACGAGCGCUCAAUCAUAUCACUGGCUCUCUACAUCAACCUCCUAGGGAAUGACAUAACCCUCGUUAAUCUGCGGCAUGAGACCAUCACAAUGGCCCGUGACCUUGAAAGAGGCAUCCCGCCUCAGGCUAGUGCACAGUGGCACUUGGCAAUGCAGAACGGGCGCCUCCAAACAGUAUUGGGUACAUUGCUGCCAGAGCGAGAGCUCAUCUUCAACGAAUUCAUGAUCAAGUUUGAUGCGCUUGUCUGGCUGGAUCAAGAAGGACGCGAGAAUUAUACCCCUGAGGAUUGGCAGAGGUACAGGAACGCGCUCCUGAAACCUAUUCUUGACCAUACAAGCGAACGGCUUGUCGCGCGGGACGAAUGCGUCAGGAAUCUGGCGGUGAUUAAUGGAUAUUACUACCGGGCGCCUUCCUUACCAUACUCGCGAUUGGGUUCGCCCCGUCUAGAUGCAAGCCGCACAUGUUCCAGGAGAUCUGCUACCUGUGGACCUGAUUCCGGAGAGGAUUGUCCCAGGGGUCGGAUGUCAAGCCGGCAUUCAUAAAGGACUUAGCAUCAUACUCUCCACAAAUCGAACAAUCGAACAAUUUAUCAUGCAACGAAGCACACUCAUUGACGCUGUUACAUACAUACUCCUAUGUACUUGAUCACACUGGGAUUUCUGUACAGUAUUGCAAUUGUUAUUUCUCCAGUGGUAUGGAGUAUUAUGCCGUGUCCGUAAGCCUCAAGUGGAA
This is a messenger RNA of Suillus subalutaceus, 1155 nucleotides long. RefSeq lists its product as uncharacterized. Bases 270 to 965 code for a protein of 231 amino acids. NCBI's taxonomy places the organism in Eukaryota, Fungi, Basidiomycota, Agaricomycetes, Boletales, Suillaceae. The record is from RefSeq and is a predicted model, not a curated record. The transcript has a single exon.